AACCCUAAACCCCUCCAGCUCUCGAGCGCCUUCUAGCUUUUCCCAACCGGAAUUUGCGGCUGCUCUCGUCUGAACUGCCAUCACCGUCCUCUCUCCUUCGGAUAAUCUCUUAUCUAAUGGAGUUCUGGGGUAUUGAAGUUAAACCUGGACAGACUGUCAAGUGCGAGCCAGGGGAAGAAAGAGUUUUGCAUCUUUCACAGGCUUCACUUGGUGAAAGUAAGAAGGAAAAGGGCAGUGAAAAUGUUCCAAUCUUUGUUAAUAUCAACAGCCAGAAGCUAGUACUUGGAACCCUUUCUACAUACAAAUGCGCUCAAAUUCAGUACGACCUAGUCUUCGAGAAAGAAUUUGAGUUGUCACAUGGUUCCAAGGAUACGAGCGUCUUCUUUGUUGGUUACAGGAGCAUUUAUCAGGGUUUUGACACUUCUGAAGAUGAUUUCUCAGCUUCUGACUCUGAAGAGGAUCUUCCGGUUGCAAAGAAAGCAAACCUUUUAAGCAAUCCUCCUAAGAUUGUGGCAGCCAAGGCGCCAGCAGAAAAAGAAGCUUCUGGAAAGGCUGAUAAUGCGUCUGCUAAAUUAAAGGCUAAGGUGGAGAUUAAAGAGCCCAUUAAAGACAAUAAAAAUAAAAAGGUCGAAGAAAAAGAUGAGGAUGUUAGUAAUGAUGAAGAUGGCGACGAUGAUGCCGAUGAUGAUUCUUUUGAGGAAGAAUCUGAUGACGAUGAGGACAUGAUUGAGGCACCCGGUGACGACAAUUCCAGUGAAGAAGAUGACGAUGAGAGUUCCGAGGAAGAGGGUACCCCUAAGAAGGUCGAAAACUCCAUUAAAAGAAAAGCAGAUUCUGCUUCAAAAACACCUAAUCCUGAAAAAAAGGCUAAACUCGUUACUCCAGCUGGGAACCAGAAAACAGGUGGUGAUGGAAAGAAAAGCACUCACAUUGCAACCCCUCAUCCGGCUAAGCAAGGUGGAAAGCCUCAACAGACUCCAAAAUCUGUUGGAAAUGUAGCUUGCAAAUCCUGCAGCAGGACAUUCACAAGUGAAAAUGCUCUGCAAUCUCACACCAAAGCCAAGCAUGGAGCUGCUGCCAAGUAAGGGAUCGAUGGAUGCAUUUUGUUUUUGUUUCGAUUUUUGGGCCGUCAGCGUUUAUCUGUUUAUGUGAGUUCGUUUGUCUUGUUAUUCCGAAGCAGUAGUUUUUAUGUUAGUCUUGCUUGGUUCUUGACAACCCUAAACGCAUUAGUACUUCAUAUCAAUUUAUGCCUUUUUUUUUUGGUAUA
This is a messenger RNA of Phalaenopsis equestris, 1267 nucleotides long. RefSeq names its product histone deacetylase HDT2-like. The record is from RefSeq and is a predicted model, not a curated record. NCBI's taxonomy places the organism in Eukaryota, Viridiplantae, Streptophyta, Magnoliopsida, Asparagales, Orchidaceae. Bases 117 to 1085 code for a protein of 322 amino acids. The transcript is spliced from 10 exons.